This is a messenger RNA of Drosophila suzukii, 798 nucleotides long. RefSeq lists its product as uncharacterized. The record is from RefSeq and is a predicted model, not a curated record. Lineage: Eukaryota; Metazoa; Arthropoda; Insecta; Diptera; Drosophilidae.
AAUCAGUCAGAAAUUUGAUCUCAAACAGAAAACAACAAAAAAAAAUAAUAUAAUAAAAAUAUAAAAAAAAAAAUUCAAAAUGGAUCCAGUGCAGAGGGAAAAAGAGUUGGUUAAAGUGCUAAUGCCAAAGACCAGGAUGCUUGUAAGCACCAGCAGAGCAGACUAUGUGGACCAUACCGGAAAGGCUGUUUACAAUCCCCCCAUCCGAAAAAGUCAGGAAGACCCCUCCUUAAUAACUGGCCACCAUUCCGCAAAUCUAAAGGUUUCUGGAGUGGAAAUGAUUACGAAAACAUGGCCCCAAGCAAUGGACUGGCGCGAGGACUACGCACAAUUCAUCAAGCGCAACAAAUGGUGCAACGAGGAGAUCUACAAGCUGUUUUUUCUGUGUCCACCCGUAGAUUAUAAUCUUCUUAAGAACUUUUUUAAGGAUCUGCGCAAGUCAGUUUAUAUGUACGACUACUCGCGAAACGACUUCGUUUCUUUUGUGAGUCGAAGACGAUUAAAAAGCGGAAAAUACUUAUCCUCUGAGGAUGGAGAUUAUCAGACUACUUAUGGCUGCUAUUAUAAUCGCUUGCAGGAAACGGAGCCAUUUAAGAGCUCCUUAUAUGCGGAACAUGCAACUAAGAAUCUAACGCUAGAUCGGAUUGCUAUCGAGUUGCGCAAACUGUUCACAAAGUACAAUAUGACCACCUAUUUUGACACUAUUUGCGUCCCAGCUUUGAUGAAAGCUAAGAAUGGCAUAAUGCCUUCGUCACCAAUUGAUCGGUACCAAUUUCGCAAGUACUAACAAGGAUUGCU